Messenger RNA from Styela clava, 1909 nucleotides. RefSeq lists its product as uncharacterized. Gene Ontology annotation, biological process: proteolysis. The record is from RefSeq and is a predicted model, not a curated record. Gene Ontology annotation, molecular function: serine-type endopeptidase activity. NCBI's taxonomy places the organism in Eukaryota, Metazoa, Chordata, Ascidiacea, Stolidobranchia, Styelidae.
GUUUAUCAAUAGUUGCUGCAUAUAUGCUGAUUUAGCCAUAUAUUUCUGAGAAAAGAAACAAAAUGAAAUCAAGUUCAAAUUUAUUCGCUCUUCUAGUCUUCGUGUCAAUUUUAUUAAUAGCCGAGGAGUUGGACAUAAACUGCAAUCAGGAAAAUAAUGAAAGAGUAAAUUGCUAUUCAAACUUGAACAAAACAAGAUGUGCCGAACAAGGAUGUUACUUCUGCAAAAACGGAAAACCUAGGUGCAUUGAAGGCCUGGCAUGUAAGUGGUCGACAAUAUUCCUAACGGAAGAACAUAACUGUUGGGGAGGAGAACCCGGUAAAGAGAAUUCUCGGGAAUGCCUAGCAGUUUAUGGUUGCUCAUGGUGUAAGAGAAAUGAUCGCAUUCGCUGUGUGAAAGGUCCUGAAACGACAACUACUACCACUACAACAACAACUACCACCACUACAACUCCAACUACUACCACAACAACUCCAACCACUACGACAACAACUCCAACUACCACCACUACAACAACAACACCAACUACUACCACUACAACAACGACUCCAACUACUACCACUACAACAACGACUCCAACUACAACCACUACAACAACGACUCCAACUACUACAACUCCAACAACAACGACUCCAACUACCACUACUACAACUCCAACAACAACGACUCCAACUACAACCACGACAACAACAACAACCCCCACCACUACCACGACAACAACAACUCCAACUACAACCACAACAACCACUACCACUCCUACGACAAAACCUACGACUACUACAUCUACAACAACUCCCGAGACAACCACCACUGUUUCAACUACAACAUCUCUCGCCACAACAACUAGACGUACUACAACAAGCACAAAGUCAACCACAGUUACAAAUAUGUAUGGGUGCCCGCAAGGACAAAUUCGCCGUUACAAACAAUCGUCUUGUUGCGAGGAAAGAUGGGAUUCAAAAACUUUCAAGUCUCAAUGGCCAUUCCUGGGAGCUCUUUAUGAGAAAGGAAAAUAUCAUUGCCCUGUUGUUCUUAUUGGCACCGGACACGCACUCACUUCUGCAAAAUGUGUAGAAGACUUUUCGCAAGAUAUUUACUUGAAAUUCGGAAACGAAAACGUCACAGACGAUAGCGGAAAAGUACUAAAAGUUGGAAUUCUGAAAAAUCCGAUUCUCCACUACGAGUACCAUCCAAGCUUUAAAAAUAACGAUCUGGCAUUAUUAAGCUUGGCUUUUCCAGUAAAUGAAACCGACCAUAUUAGUCCAAUUCAACUUCCACUGGGAGAGAGAGUUCCAGAAGACUCGAAAUGCUUCUUGAUUGGCUGGGACUCAGAAAAUGAAGUCUCCCAAAAAGUAACAGAAACUGAAUUGUUCAUUCUCCCAUUCUCAUAUUGUGCUACAAUCUACGCUUUAAAUUUUGAUGCAACGAUGAGAAAUAGAGAAAUGAUUUGCGCUGGAAGAAUGAACGAUAACGUAGAAACAACUUGCUCGAAUCAAGAUGGAAACGGUAGUCCGUUGGUUUGCCAACGGUGCUCAAACUGUGACUGGUAUUUGGCUGGAUUGGGAAGUUUCGUUCAUGAUUGUGCAAGUGCAUCAACGCCAGGAAUUUUCAUGAAGAUAUCAUUCUACGAAAAAUGGAUUAACAAAAGCGGUCUUACAUCCGGGAAGGAAAAAUAUCACUGUUCUUAAAAAACAUUAGCCCAUUUACUGGCAACAAUUUACCAUGUGACAUACCUUGAAAGGAAGCCAGAGGCUAAAUACCUUACGUAUUUUUGUGACGAUUUUAAUGGCAAAUAGAAAUAUUGACGCUAAUUAUUGAAUCGUUUAUCUCUUUAAACAUGAUUACUCAACUAAUAACAUGUAGUAAUUGAAUAAUAUGAUCUCGCUGACGUGAUAGGAUGCUCGGCGAU